AGAGCGGCCACCCCCAGCACACACACACGAGAAGGAGGAGGAGGUGUGAGUGUAGAGCCGCCCUGACUCCGCCUCUCCAUUACUCCGGGAAAAGAAGGCUUUCGGUGGAUAUGUUCUGACUGACUCCCCCACCUCUGUGUGUCUGAGGGCUCCUGUCCACCUGGGAGAAGAGGAGUUCCUGCUCGGCUGCCAUUACCUCCCCCCCAGUCACACGUCUUCAGGAGGGAGUCUUCCCCAGGGCAAGGAAGAAGAAAGCAGGGAUUCAUUGGCUUUGUUCAGGUCCCCCUCCUCCUCCCCUCCUCUCUGGAGAGCCGCUUGAAGUUGAUCAGGAAGACGCCUUGUGAAGUUGUAGUGGGCACCGGGGAGAGCGGAGUGAGGGCGCCUGCUGGUGGAGAGGAGGGGGCUCUGUCUGUCUGUCUCUGUCUGUGAGAGAGAGGGGGUGCCGCCAACACUGAUUUGUGUCUGCCACAAUGGCGGGGUGCUGCCUGUCCGCGGAGGAGAAGGAGUCCCAGAGGAUUAAUGCUGAGAUCGAGAAAAAGAUCCGCAUGGACAAGAGGAAUGCUCGUAGGGAGCUGAAGCUGCUGCUGCUGGGUACUGGUGAGAGUGGAAAAAGUACCUUUAUUAAGCAGAUGAGAAUUAUUCAUGGCUCUGGUUACACAGAUGAAGACAGGAGAGGAUUCACAAAUCUGGUUUACCAAAAUAUAUUCACUGCUAUGCAGUCAAUGAUUCGGGCUAUGGACACACUGAGGAUACAGUACUCCUCUGAGCAAAACAUGGAAAAUGCACUGCUGGUCCGGGAAGUUGAAGUAGACAAAGUAUCCAGUCUGGAAAGGAAACAGGUAGAAGCAAUAAAGAAGCUCUGGGAAGACCCUGGUAUCCAGGAAUGUUAUGACAGAAGGAGAGAGUACCAACUGUCUGACUCUGCUAAAUACUACCUUAGUGACAUAGAUCGUAUUUCUGUUCCUGCUUAUAUACCCACCCAACAAGAUGUGCUUCGAGUCAGAGUGCCCACUACUGGAAUCAUUGAGUAUCCCUUUGAUUUAGAAAAUAUUAUUUUCAGGAUGGUGGAUGUCGGUGGCCAGAGAUCUGAAAGAAGAAAGUGGAUUCACUGUUUUGAAAAUGUCACUUCUAUCAUUUUUCUGGUGGCGCUGAGUGAAUAUGAUCAGGCCCUUGCAGAAAGUGACAAUGAGAAUCGAAUGGAAGAAAGCAAAGCUCUGUUCAGGACCAUCAUAACUUACCCUUGGUUUCUGAAUUCUUCUGUUAUCCUGUUCUUGAAUAAGAAGGAUCUGUUGGAGGAAAAAAUCCAGUUCUCUCACCUAAUUGACUACUUCCCAGAGUUCACUGGUCCUAAACAAGAUGCCAAAACGGCUCGGGAUUUCAUUCUGAAACUCUACCAGGACCAGAACCCUGACAAAGAGAAGGUCAUCUAUUCUCACUUCACCUGCGCUACAGACACUGAGAAUAUUCGCUUUGUCUUCGCUGCUGUUAAAGACACUAUCCUACAACUAAACCUUAGGGAGUUCAAUCUAGUGUAAACUGGACAAUGCAGUCUGUGGAUCUUUUAAUUAUUCUGUACCAAUGACUUGUCCCCUUGGAGGCAAGAUGGUAUAGUUCUCUACCAACUGUACUGUGUUCUAAUUUUUAGGAAUAUCUCUGGUGAAAAUGUAAUCGGCAAGAGAAAAUAUUAAUUUCCCCCCACACGUUUACUGUUUUUUUUUUAUGUGGUUCAUAUACCUUUAAAUGCGGUUUUGCUUUUUUCCUCCCUAUGGUUUUUAGCUUAUUUUAUCCAAUGUUUGUACAAAAACAUAUUUAAAAAAAAAAUCAGACUGAAAAAUGAAACGUAAAUAGAUGAACAUUUGUUUUAUUUCCCCCAAAACCAUGUUGUGUUUUAGUUUGUAACCAGCAUUGCCUUAGCUAUUUCAAAGCAACACAACAUUUUUUUAAUAGAAAAUCUUACCUUUUUUUAAAUAGACCCAGGUGUUUGACAUUAUAAUUGUAGAAUGUAUGUUUUCUUUCUGAAGGAUGUGGGUGGACCCGUUUGUUAUUUAAUAGAGCCAUUAACAGAAAUACUAGAUUAUCUAUUGAGAAGAAUGUUAAUCAAGGAACUUUUACAAUGUAAUACCAAAGACAGACAUUGUAAUGAUAUUUGUAAAUAUGUAUCUCUUUAUAAAUAUGUAUGUGUAUAUAUCUGUAUAAGCAUAUAUACAUAUAUUUUUGUUUUCUUCCAGUGAGGCAGUUUGAAUAUGAAGAAAAAUACAAUUUAAAAAUCUUAGGACACUAAAGGACCUUGGCAUGCUGUAUAUGUUCUGCAUUUGAUUUUAAAACUGGCUGCUUUAUUAGCAAUGCGGAUGCUAUCUAGCCUCCACAAUAAAGUGCUUUUUUUAAUUUUCAUGUUUUUUUUUUUUUUUUUUUUUAGAUUAUGUUUCAAAAAGCAUACAUUUUGCAAAUGGUAAACUUUAUCCAUUUGUAUUCUUGAUGGGGGAUUUUUGAAAAAAAAUUCAAAUACCCCCCUUUUUUUGCCUAGCUGGUAGCUGUUUUUCUUCUUAAACAUGUAUCUAUGCAGCCUCUAAGCAAUCUUACACACCCAAAUGAUCAACCUUUUGUUUUUAUGUAUAAAAUUCAGAUUUCGUAAUUUCAAGUUUUGUAAGUUAUUUUUCUUAAAUUGCACUAUCACUCAUGACUUCUCUUACAAAGCCAACAUUUUGUAAAAGCGAUUCACAAUGAAAGCCUUAUAGGAAAACAUGGUGAUGUCAGUGCAGAAUUUCUGUGAGCAUCAUCAGAUAACCAGACGCAGCAAUGUGUAUGAUUAUUUUACUUUUAAGUGUAUUUUUGAUACUGAUUAUUUCAUGUUAAACUGCUAAAUGGAUCAACAUUAUUUGAGUUUUGAUUUUAAAUCUGAUGUUUUGUUAGCCUUUGUCAAGAUUAUAUUUUCUGUUUUUAAAUGUAGUGGUAUUCAGAAUAUGUUAAACAUUUGUAUAUAUAGAAUGUGUCCUUGGCAAGUAAUGUUGGUUGUUUGAUAACACAAUAAGAUCUGCUUGUACAGGAAAUGGUACUUUUAUUUCCUGAUUAUGUUUUGGAUAGUCUUCCCCGAACUAAAGAAUAGUAGUGGAGGCAGGCCUGUAUUAUGAAUGAUGUUACCCUAAGAAGUAGUAAAGAGGCACAGAGGAGAAGCUCAUGCAGCAGUUCUUGGCUUGCAUUUUAUUUUUAAACAAAUUCCAAAUUUGCAUCUGUUUUUAAAACCUGUUAUUUUGUGGUGUCAUCCACUUCUGGGCUCUAUCAGCCCACUCUGGAAAGCAGGAUCUGAUUCGAGGGCGGUCUGUGUUCUUGGUCCUUACAGGUCAACCUCAAUAUGAAAUCUAUGCAAAGCAACCAGAAUUGUGAUUUUUAAACCGAACAAUUGUUGGGAAGUUAAGAGAUUGUGUAUGAGGAUACUAAUGGUUUUUAGGCCCUUAAUGUAUGCCACACUGAACUUGGUGCAGCUCCACCUUAUAUAAGAUAUGGCAACGACUCUACGUCAUUUCACUGCCAGUGUUUGCUGGCUUAAUGCAGGGAAUCCUUUUUACACUCUCCAACUGUAUUGUUUUUUUUGCGUUUACAAUUUCAAUAAAGAUAUUAAAACUUCUGGA
Messenger RNA from Rana temporaria (common frog), 3626 nucleotides. Its product is annotated as guanine nucleotide-binding protein subunit alpha-14. Gene Ontology annotation, biological process: action potential; phospholipase C-activating dopamine receptor signaling pathway; adenylate cyclase-modulating G protein-coupled receptor signaling pathway. The transcript is spliced from 7 exons. Gene Ontology annotation, molecular function: GTPase activity; G-protein beta/gamma-subunit complex binding; guanyl nucleotide binding. Gene Ontology annotation, cellular component: heterotrimeric G-protein complex. Lineage: Eukaryota; Metazoa; Chordata; Amphibia; Anura; Ranidae. Bases 471 to 1535 code for a protein of 354 amino acids. The record is from RefSeq and is a predicted model, not a curated record.